Molecule: messenger RNA, 2001 nt
Organism: Brachypodium distachyon (stiff brome)
Lineage: Eukaryota; Viridiplantae; Streptophyta; Magnoliopsida; Poales; Poaceae
Product: anthocyanidin 3-O-glucosyltransferase 2
Exons: 1
Coding region: 239-1669 (476 amino acids)
Molecular function (GO): UDP-glycosyltransferase activity
Source: RefSeq, a predicted model, not a curated record
UGACCACGACGCAUCUCGAUCCCGUAUUGAAAGGUCACAAGAGAAAGUGGUAGCUGCGCAUCAGUAGCAACGGCGUUACUCACCGUAAUAUAUUUCCCACCUUCACAUGCAGUCAAUCACGCGUACCUACCCCUUUGGUCCUGUGCAGCCGUGCAUAUAAACCAAAAGAUCCAUUCAUGUCCAUCCAGAAAAAAAAAUCAACAAAGGAAGAGCAGCGAGCCAAAGCAGAAGACAACAAAUGGCAAAACCGACCGUCGUCCUGCUACCCGUGUGGGGCGCCGGCCACUUCAUGCCGAUGAUCGAGCUCGGCAAGCGGAUGCUCCGGUGCAGCGACGGCGCGCUCUCGCUCACGGUGCUCCUCAUGCCGGCCCCGACGGCCCAGGCCGUCUCCGACAUUGCGGAGCACGUGCGCCGGGAGGAAUCCGCCGACAUCCGUUUCCACCACCUCCCGAGCGUGCCGCUCCCGGCCGACCACACGGGCGUCGAGGAGUUCAUCUCCCGCAUCGUGGAGUCCCACGUGCCGCACGUCAUGUCCGCGGUGUCCGCCCUGUCCUGCCCCGUGGCCGCGCUCGUCGUCGACAUCUUCUGCACGCCGGCCUUCGACGUGUCCUCCGCGCUCGCCGUCCCGGCCUACGUGUACUUCGCGUCCGGCGCCGCGAUGCUGGCGCUGCUGCUGCGCUCGCCGUCGCUCCACGAGGAGACGGAGGCGGAAUUUUUCGAUGAUUCCGCGGUGUUGGACGUGCCCGGGCUCCCGCCGGUGCCGCCGUCGUUCCUUCCCGCGACGAUGCUGGACAGGAAGAAGUCGACUUACACAUGGUUCGUGUACACCGGGAGGCGUUACACGGAAGCCAGCGGCUUCAUCGUCAACACGGCAGCCGAGCUCGAGCCGGGGGUUCUCGCCGCCAUCGCCCCGACAGUGUACCCAAUCGGGCCAGCCAUCUCAUUCCCAGCCGCUGCUGAGAAUAAUCCGCAGCCGCACGAGUGCAUCCGGUGGCUCGACGCGCAGCCUCGUGCCUCCGUGCUGCUGCUCUGCUUCGGGAGCAAAGGGAUCCUGAGCACGCGGCAGGUGCACGAGAUAGCGCACGGCCUGGCACGCAGCGGGCACCGGUUCCUGUGGGUGCUGCGUGGGCUGCCGCUGGACGCCACGCAGGGCGCGCGGGAGGCCAGGGACGCGGACCUCGACGAGCGUCUCCCGGAUGGGUUUCUGGAGAAGACGAAAGGGAUAGGGCUGGUGUGGCCCAAGAGAGCGCCGCAGAAGGAGAUCCUGGCCCACGCCUCCGUGGGGGGCUUCGUCACCCACUGUGGCUGGAACUCGGUCCUGGAGAGCCUGUGGUUCGGCGUGCCGAUGCUGCCGUGGCCACUCGAUGCUGACCAGCAUUUGAACGCGUUCACGUUGGUUUACGACAUGGGCGUCGCCGUGCCGUUGGAGAUGGGCGGGAGGCAGGAGCCUUACGUCGAGGCGGCGGAGCUGGAGCGAUCCGUGAGGUCCCUGAUGGGGGGCGGCGAGGAGGGGAGGAAGGCGAGAGAGAAGGCCAUGGGGAUGAAGGCCCUGUGCCGGAAGGCCGUCGAGCAGAAUGGCUCUUCUUAUGUUUCGUUGAAGAGGCUCUCCGAGGAUGUUCUUCGAGGUGCGGUGCUGCCGAAAAAUGAGCCUGAUCACUUGUCAAAAUAACCCAAACCGGCCGUGUUACCCGUGCAUUUGUGUGACCACAACACAUCCUUGGUUAUUUGGGCUCCUCAGUUCGUAGGAUAUGCACUGGUGUUGGUGCCAAUGUGCCAUGAAUGCCGUUUCGCGUGGUCCUUAAAUGUACCUGCAAAGCCUCUUAUUUUCUAGUUGUAUCUUUUCUAUUAUUGCAUUGAGUUGUUGUGAGUUUUUUUUUUUUUUUGAGGAACAGUUGUUGUGAGUUCCACCUGUGUGGAACCCGGUGUUGAAAUUGGAUCCUUUAUUACACAGAUUGUUUCGCAGAAGUUUGAAGAAAGUGCAAUGCGUUUUGAAACCUUGAA